AUGUCUUCACUCCUGCAAAGCCAAGCCAACGGAUAUUGUCUCGACCCAUGGCUACCGAACUUGCUCAUGAUGCGCCAAGCCUGCCGACGCAACGGUCAACGAUGCCAUGCGUCUUCUCUGUACAGCUCACAACACGAAGUUACGAGAUUGCAGCUAUCUAGGCAGCACGGUCUGAUAAGACCAUUGUUGAUCACUGACUGGGAAGCUCGGGUUCGGAACGCAAGACUUCAUCGGCAUCUUCCAGCGCACGUCGGCGCAACGGUGAUCGUGACUCCACCACUGCGGUGUGAUUCAGACCUCGCCAAGAGCAAGCAAGGCACCCCAUCCCUUCGAACCCUCGAAAUAGCAAAGAAGAAAAAAAAGACAUCACUGAUCGUCCCGACCGACAUAUCCCGGCCCGCGCCCAUCUCGCUACCAAUUUCCCCCCUGAACCCCGCGCGCGGCUUUCUUACUACAUACGCCCUUGUACCUAGUGCGCACGAACUCACCCUCGCAUCCCAGUGGAGAUCUCCCCUCGAGCAUGGAGUCCAACUAACUCAGCGACGCAUUCUGCGUAGCUUUGCAGGCGAGGAAAUCUCAGCAGACUCACGGGCACCACAAAAACGCUAG
Molecule: messenger RNA, 609 nt
Organism: Parastagonospora nodorum SN15
Lineage: Eukaryota; Fungi; Ascomycota; Dothideomycetes; Pleosporales; Phaeosphaeriaceae
Exons: 3
Coding region: 1-609 (202 amino acids)
Source: RefSeq, a predicted model, not a curated record